This is a messenger RNA of Populus nigra (black poplar), 1800 nucleotides long. Its product is annotated as nuclear transcription factor Y subunit A-1-like. The record is from RefSeq and is a predicted model, not a curated record. NCBI's taxonomy places the organism in Eukaryota, Viridiplantae, Streptophyta, Magnoliopsida, Malpighiales, Salicaceae. The transcript has 6 exons. The coding region runs from base 367 to 1413 and encodes 348 amino acids. Gene Ontology annotation, cellular component: CCAAT-binding factor complex. Gene Ontology annotation, biological process: regulation of transcription by RNA polymerase II. Gene Ontology annotation, molecular function: RNA polymerase II cis-regulatory region sequence-specific DNA binding; DNA-binding transcription factor activity, RNA polymerase II-specific.
UAGAUAGGUCGGGCAGGUGUCCCGGAAAAAGAGGCAACGUGGAAAGAAGGGAAGUGAACAUAUCAGAGUAGAGGAAGACCACCACCUCAAGCUGAGGAACUAUGUAAGGUCUCCUGUCCUGUCCCGUCCUCCUCUUUAAGAGUUAAGAGGUCAAGUAGGCAAAGGAAAACGAAGAAACAGCCCUGUCUUCCUUCCUCUCUUCCUCUUCUACAACCACUGCACUUGAAAAUAACUCCUUCCUUCCUGGAGAAUCGCAACUGCAUCAGACCAUUUGAUUAAAACCCCUCAAAAUCUAGUGUUCUGUAUCAUCUCUCUCUCUCUACCGGAAAUCGAGAUCGAGAACUAAUAAACUAAUUUUUUGAAGGCAUGCGGUCAAAGCCUGAGAACACAAAUGGUCUAGAUGCUGAUCUGAAGGACAUUGAAUACACCGUUAACUCUGAACCCUGGUGGCGCAAUAUCGGUUAUAGUUCCAUACCUCCUGCCAUGACUGGGGGAAAUGCAUCCAACUUAACCACACCAGAAGGACAUAAUGGUUCAGAAUCAAAUGAUGAUCAGUCUCUGUCGAGUGGUAGAUUGAACGAGGAAGAUGCUGAUGCUAACAAAGAUUCCCAAGCCACUGCAUCGUCUCAAUUAGGGAAUGGUUUACAUUACCAAAAUCUUCAGAGUGUUGUGUCAAGUAUGACUAGAACGCAUGAUGGCCUCUCCCAAUCUCCACAGUUUGAGCUUGUUAGUCACUCUAUUGCAUGUGCCUCAAAUCCAUACCAGGAUGCGUAUUACAGCGGAAUGAUGGCUUAUGGACAUCAGCCUCUGGGUUACCCUCAUUUUGUUGGAAUGCCACAUGCCAGAAUGCUCUUGCCCCUUGAGGUGGCUCAGGAACCGGUUUAUGUGAAUGCCAAACAAUACCCAGGGAUUAUUAGGCGAAGACAGCAACGUGCAAAAGCUGAGGUCGAGAAGAAGCUGAUAAAAUCUAGAAAGCCAUAUCUUCAUGAAUCUCGGCACCAGCAUGCUAUUAGAAGGGAAAGGAGCUCUGGAGGACGUUUUGCGAAGAAAAGUGGUGAUGAUGCUUCCAAGAACACAUCUGAAAGAAAGCUCAAUGGUUCUGGUCCACUUCGUGCAUCUCAGUCAGGGAGUUCAUCAGGUUCUGAACCAUUCCCCUCUGACUCUGUUGAAACUUUGAAAUCCUCUGAUGGUCAAAAAGAAGCAAGGGCGUCCCAAGUGCAUGACACUUUUGAAGCUUAUGGGUAUGCAAAUAGAGAUGGCCAUUAUCAGAACCACCAUGGCUUGCAAUCCUCUACAUAUGGCCUGUACUUGGGUGAAAACAAGGACGGAGACCGUUCACGUGAAAACGAGGAUGAAGAUCAUCCAGGCCGGCAGCUGAGGAAGCAGGCCAUAACGUCUUCUGCCCACCAGUGAACCUUGCAUGCUAAGUGGAUGCCAGGACUGGAGGGUUGAUUCACACAAGUAGAGAAACUUGAAUCCUUCCCUUAUCUGGCAACCACGCACCUGACAAUAUAUUGCCAGGCGGCAAAUCAUUCUUGGCUUUUUUUCAUCUUCUUGCUUGUGGCUUGAACAGAGGGAAGAGAUGGCGAAUCCGUGGUUGGCUUCUUUUGUCGGCCAACGGGUUGCUUGCAUCACUAUUCGCGUUCUCUCACUUUUUUCUUUUUCCUGUGUGCACACAACUGUCAAGGAAACUCAACUAGAAGUAGUCUGUGGAUAGAUUUUAGUGUUAUCAGCUCUUUAGUUUAACAAACUGUCUUGUUCGAUCACUUGCAAUUCAAUGUGGCACUGGUUAUUUCAUUU